Molecule: messenger RNA, 2648 nt
Organism: Tripterygium wilfordii
Lineage: Eukaryota; Viridiplantae; Streptophyta; Magnoliopsida; Celastrales; Celastraceae
Product: cation/calcium exchanger 4-like
Exons: 1
Coding region: 463-2448 (661 amino acids)
Biological process (GO): transmembrane transport; monoatomic cation transport
Cellular component (GO): membrane
Molecular function (GO): monoatomic cation transmembrane transporter activity
Source: RefSeq, a predicted model, not a curated record
UUCUCGAAUGAAAGGAUCCAUUUACUCAUCCUUCCUGUUUCGUGUCUCUCCCUUCGGAUUGUCCUUGUUCAUCGGUAGACAAUCCGAAUCCAGCACUAACCCAGAAGCUACGGAAGCCGAAGAGGACGAUAAACUGAAAGGAAAUGACGAGGAGCGGAAACCCAUAAACCCCUACAAGCUUAAAUCACCAAAAAUUGUCCUUGAUAUCCUUUUAUUGACCAUCCUUGCAAACCCAGAUUUCAAUUCGCACAAAACCCUUCAAUUUUCUGUCAAAUUCAGAGGUAAUUAUCUGAUUCUCUGCUAAUUUGAUUACUAGACGAACCGUCUAGGGUAUAGUUUCGUGAGUUGAAGUCAUAUCAAUUUUUUUUUUUUUGAAUCUGGGGUUUCGUUUAAUUCAAUGAAACCCCAGGCUCCUUUUUAAUAUCUGGGAUUUGGUUGUCUUUUGAGGAUAAUCAAUUAGAGAUGAAAGGGUUUAACAGCGUUUAUGGUGCAAAAAGCCCCAAAAUUCGCGGGGUUUUCAAUGGACUAUCUGCGUUGGUGUUGUUUUUCAUAUUCUACAACCGGGUAGAUGUAUUGAGGAAUCCUCUCUUGAAGCAAUCUGCCUUGUUUAUUCAUCAAAAUUCAGCUCAAAGAGCUAAUUAUGCUGAUCAGUUUAAUCGCGUUAGGGUAUCCCACCGACAAAUGAUGGAAGUUGGCACUAAUUCGACUAGUUUAGCAAAUGGGGCGGAUCAAAACAAUUUGACUGCGGUUAAUCCCUCAUUUUGUACUGGUUUUCAAGAUCAUGUCGGUUAUGCUAGCCAAUGUGAGUUCUUACAAGCUCACCUUGAAUGUUCUGCGGGUGGGUUCUUUGAUUACGUGAAGUUUAUUUACUGUGAUUGCAGAGACUUUAGUGUUUUGGGUUAUCUUGUGCUGGGUAUUUGGCUUGCUGCAUUGUUUUAUCUGUUGGGUAAUACUGCAGCCGAUUAUUUUUGUUGUUCAUUGGAGAAACUUUCGACUCUUUUGAAGUUGCCUCCAACAGUUGCUGGGGUUGCUCUUCUACCACUUGGGAAUGGAGCACCAGAUGUGUUUGCAAGUAUUGCUGCAUUUUUGGGGACGGACACUGGUGAUGUCGGUCUUAAUAGUGUAUUGGGCGGUGCAGUUUUUGUUACUUGUGUUGUUGUUGGAACAGUUUCUUUGUGUGUUGCGGAUAAGGGAAUUCAGAUCGACAGGAAAUGUUUCAUCAGGGAUGUCUGUUUCUUCCUGUUCACACUCUUGUCAUUGUUGAUGAUUUUGGUAGUUGGUAAGGUAAGUGUUGGAGCAGCAAUUGCUUUUAUAUUGAUUUAUGUGGUUUACGCAUUUAUUGUUGCUGCAAACGAGAUUUUGAGGAAACAAGCUCAUAGGUUUAAGUUGGAUGCUGUUACACCGUUGCUUCCUGUCAGAGGAAGUGUAUUUUCCCGACAAAGGAGUGAGGAUGAUGUUUCCGUAUAUAGCUCCCUGCUUGGUCUUGAGACAGAAAGUGAUCCACCCCAACUCCACACUUCCUUGCCACAAUGGAUGUGGGCUUCAAAUGUGGCAAUAUACUCAAACCUUGCAAUGAAGGUCAGUUCGCUAGAGGAUGAAAGGCCCCCGUGGGGCUGGACUGAUGGGGAAAUGGAAUCCAACCAGCCAAUUUUCUCAUGUAAUAGAUUAAUUUAUCUGAUUGAGAUGCCACUGACAGUGCCUAGACGAUUGACAAUCCCAUUAGUUGAGGAGGAAACAUGGUCAAAGCUAUAUGCUGUAGCCAGUGCGUCAUUGGCUCCCAUCCUCCUCGCUUUUCUCUGCAAUAGCCAAGACAACGUGGGCUCUCAAAGCAGAAUGGUUGUGUAUUUUUUCGGUGUUGCAGUCGGAUGCACCCUUGGAGGACUUGCUCAUUGGCACACUGUAGCUGACCACCCACCCCAGAAGUUCUUGAUCGCAUGGGUUCUAGGGGGAUUUUUAAUGAGUAUUGUAUGGUUCUACAUGAUUGCAAAUGAACUUGUUGCUCUAUUGGUGGCAUUCGGCGUAAUGUUAGGGAUUAACCCAUCCAUCCUUGGGUUAACUGUAUUAGCAUGGGGUAACUCAAUGGGUGAUUUGGUCUCAAAUGUUACACUGGCGAUGAAUGGUGGAGAUGGUGUGCAGAUUGCCUUUUCUGGAUCCUAUGCAGGUCCCAUGUUCAACACACUUGUUGGUUUAGGUAUCUCAUUGCUUCUCGCGGCCUGGGCAGAGAGUCCGGUUUCAUAUGUGGUUCCACGGGACAAUAGCUUGUUUUAUACCAUGGGGUUUCUAAUGACAGGGCUAAUCUGGGCUUUUGUCAUUUUACGCCAGAAUGACAUGCGCCCUACCAAGAUAUUAGGAACGGGGCUUAUAAGUCUCUACUUGAUAUUUCUUUCUUUCAGGUUGAGUUGUGUGAUGGGAUAUAUAUCGGUGGCUGGAUUAAGUUGUCAUCAGUGAGUUGCUGCCAUUGUUCUUAAGACAUUAUGUACAUGUAUGUUCUGAACAGAAAACUAUUAGGCCAUUUUCCUUGUAAACUCUUACUGUUCAUACAAUUGUAUAAGCACUUACUGUUUUAUUUGGUUCUGUUAGUAUUUACUUAUAUUUUCUUGAGUUUCUCCUAGUAAUUCAAUCUUCACAGAUGGGGCGGCUUAUUAUGA